This is a messenger RNA of Eimeria necatrix, 2472 nucleotides long. RefSeq lists its product as hypothetical. Lineage: Eukaryota; Apicomplexa; Conoidasida; Eucoccidiorida; Eimeriidae. The transcript has a single exon. The record is from RefSeq and is a predicted model, not a curated record. Bases 1 to 2472 code for a protein of 823 amino acids.
AUGCGGAACCAGCAGCAAGUUUCUCUGGCCUUACAGGCACGCAGAGCACGAAGGCCUUCUGACGACGAGACGCAGCAGCAGCAGCAGAUGCUGUUGCUGCAACACCAGCAGCUGCUGCAGCAGCAGCUGCUGCAGCAAAAACAUCUGCAGCAGCAGCAGCAGUCUCUCCUCUCGCGAGCAGCUGUGAGCCUGGGGAUCCCCGUCGAGUCUCGCGUGGCCCCUCUUCAGGAUGCAGCAGCAGCAGCGGCUGCUGCUGCUGCUGCUGCUGCUGCUGUGGCAGGUGCUGCUGCUGCACCCAGCGCCGGCAUCACUCCACGAGCUGCUGAACAAGCAGCAAUUGAAGCAGCAGCAGCAGCAGCAGAGUGCACACAUCGUGUGCGCGCGCGACUAUCUGCAGGUUCUUCUGCCUCCAGCAGCAGCGACGCUCCUGCAGCAGCAGCAGCAGCAGCUGCUGCUGCUGCUGUUGCAGCAGGCCAGGCGCUGCAGCACCGCGCCAGCUGCAGCAGCAGCAGCAGCCGCCGCAGCAGCGCCAGCAGCACGUGGCUGCCGACUCUUCUUGCGCCCUCUGGCAGCAGCAGCAGCAGCAGGUGUCCCUCAGAUGUGCACGUGAAGUACCACCCUCCCGCUGCUGCUGCUGCUCCCGCUGCUGCUGCUGCUGCUCCCGCUGCUGCAGCAGCUGCUGCUGCUCUAGGCUGCACUGCUGCUGCUGCUGCUGCUGACGCAGUUAGUCCUUGCUGCGUGCCUUCCCUGGUGGCCCCGCUGCGGCAUCAGCCACUGCAGCAGCAGGAACAGCAGCUGCUGCAGCAGGACCAGCAGCUGCUGCAGCAGCAUUGUCGCACACUGCAGCAGCAGCGGCAGCAGCAAGCGCUGCGGCAUGGGCAGCCCUUGCUGCUGCUGCCGUAUGCGGAGCCAGCGGGGACAGAGGCGGAGCCAAGAGAAGGCCAGCAGCAGCAGCAGCAGCAGCAGCAGCAGCACAGAGUUGCUGGGCUGCUGCAGCAGGAGCAGCAGCAAACUGAGGAGGAUUCGCCGCUGCGGCAGUUGCAGCCGCAGCUAGCCAGUCUUGAGGCCGAGCUCAAUCAGCUGCAGCUGCUGCAGCAGCAGCAGCAGCAGCAGCAGCAGAGGCAAGCUCACGCGUCAGGGCACAGUGUCCCAGAGCAGCAGCAGCAAGAGCAGCAGCAGCAGCAAGAGCAGCACCUGCUGCUGCCCUCGCAGACCUGCAGCGAUGCAGCAUGCGAAGCUUGUAAGCUGCUGCCAGAGUUUGCUGCUGAUGCCCUGCGGCUGAAGCAGCAGCUGGGCUUUUUGCUGCAGCGGCUGCGCAGCACCCGUGCAGCACCGCAUGCAGCAGCAGCAGCAGCAGCAGCAGCAGGGCCUGCAGCAGCAGCAGGAACUGCAGAAGGAGUAGGGCCCGCAGCAGCAGCAGUGCCUGCACUCGCAGCUGCACCUGCAGCAGCAGCAGCAGAGCCUGGAGCACCAGCAGCAGCAACUGCAGCAGCAACUGCAGCAGCAGCAACUGCAGCAGCAGCAGCAUUUGCAGCCCACGCACCACGGGGGUCCCCAGGUGGUGUUGGGCUUGUGGGUGCAGUGCAGCAGCAGGGCAAAUCGCGGCAGUUGCAGCAGCAGCAGCAGCAGCAGCAGCAGCAACAGCAGCUGCAGCAACAAGACCAGUUGCAGCAAAUGCAGCAGCAGCUAGCGCAGCAGCAGCAGCCCGAAGUGCUUUUGCAGGUGGAUCGUUUGGGGCUUCGUCAGACAGAGUUGCAGCAGCAGCUGCAGCAGCAGCUGCAGCAGCAGCGGCAGCAGCUGCAGCAGCAGCACGAGCUGCUGCAGCAGCAACGCCAGCUGAUACAGCAACAGCAGCAGAAGACUGAAAAGCUGCAGCAGCAAGUAGAAUUGUUGCAGGGGCAGCAGCAGCAAGUGCUGCAGCAGCUGCAGCAGCUGCAGCAGCUGCAACAAACUGCCCAAGAAGAAAACGCACAGCUGCAGGCAGCGCUGCUGUACUUUGUGACUGAGCACAAGCAGCAGAAGCAGCAGCUGCUGCUGCUGCAGCAACAGCCUGCUGCUGCUGCUGCUGCUGCAAGUGCUGCUGCACGGGUCUCUGCGGCUCGCGGCGCGAAGGGAAGCAGCAGCCACAAGCGCCAACUGCAGCAGCAGCAGCAGCAGCAGCAGCUGCUGCUGCUGCUGUCUCCUUCAAGCAAUGCCAGCAGCGCAGCUAGCAGCUGGGUCCCCACAGCAACAACAGCAGCAACAGCAGCAUCUGAGGAUCUGCUGCAGCAGCCUCUGCUGCAGCGGCAGCUGCGGCAGCAGACUGACAGCAAUAAGGCAGCAGCAAGUGCUGCUGCUGCAGUAGUGAAGUCCACUCCAACUCGCAGUGAAGCCAGAGCUGCUGCUGCUGCUGCUGCUGCGCAGCACCGCCACCGCAGCAGCAGCAGCAGCAGACUAAGCGUGCCCAGCGUUUGCAUAUCUGAUAGCGACUGA